AUGAUGGUGCCGCUUAAAGAGGUGGUGGCAGGUCAUCAGAUGACGGUGCUGCUUCAAGCGAUAGUGGCAUGCCGCCAGAAGAUGGCGCCGUCGGAGUGUUGGUUGCUUCCAACGACUCCCUCGGGUGUAUCGGGCUAUGCGGUGGUUCUGAUGGCUCACCCGUCGUCUUCUUCGUCAUGUGUGGCUGAAGGACAACGUCUGGCGAGGGCGGACUUCCUACGCGGUCGCCUCUCGGGAGUACGGGGUUACCGAAACGACCGAGUUGCUGGUCCGGGCUCCGCUAGGAAGUCCUCGUCAGGGGCUCACUUAUUUCUAGCCUGCUAUGAGGGGCGCAUCAUCACCAAAAUCACAUAA
Messenger RNA from Lactuca saligna, 354 nucleotides. The record is from the annotation of a GenBank genome assembly. NCBI's taxonomy places the organism in Eukaryota, Viridiplantae, Streptophyta, Magnoliopsida, Asterales, Asteraceae.